Molecule: messenger RNA, 2552 nt
Organism: Polyodon spathula (Mississippi paddlefish)
Lineage: Eukaryota; Metazoa; Chordata; Actinopteri; Acipenseriformes; Polyodontidae
Product: T-complex protein 1 subunit eta
Exons: 12
Coding region: 73-1713 (546 amino acids)
Biological process (GO): protein folding
Cellular component (GO): chaperonin-containing T-complex
Molecular function (GO): ATP-dependent protein folding chaperone; ATP binding; ATP hydrolysis activity
Source: RefSeq, a predicted model, not a curated record
CCUUUGCCAGAAGGUUCUCCGCGCUGUGCAGUGUGGGGUUUCUCAGCCGGCUUCUGCUAGAGACGAGCGAGGAUGAUGCCCACACAGAUUAUCCUGUUGAAAGAGGGGACUGACUCCUCCCAAGGUGUCCCCCAGCUUGUCAGCAACAUCAAUGCCUGUCAGGUGAUCGCUGAGGCCGUCCGCACCACCCUGGGCCCACGAGGCAUGGACAAGCUCAUGGUGGACAGCAGAGGUAAAGCUACAAUCUCGAAUGAUGGUGCCACCAUCCUGAAGCUUCUGGAUGUUGUUCACCCAGCUGCUAAAACUCUAGUGGACAUUGCAAAGUCCCAGGAUGCAGAGGUCGGUGAUGGUACCACAUCUGUGACCCUGUUGGCUGCCGAGUUCCUGAAACAGCUGAAGCCAUAUGUGGAGGAGGGGCUACACCCCCAGACCAUCAUCCGCGCUUUCCGUACAGCCACACAGCUGGCUGUGAAAAAGAUCAAUGAAAUUGCUGUUGCUGUGAAAAAGGGUGAUAAGAAGGAGCAGAAGAGCCUGCUGGUGAAGUGUGCUUCCACAGCCCUUAACUCCAAGCUGAUUGCUGUGCAGAAGGAGUUCUUCUCCAUGAUGGUGGUGGAUGCAGUGAUGAUGCUAGAUGAUCUGUUGCCUCUUAAAAUGAUUGGCAUGAAGAAAGUCCAGGGAGGUGCCCUUGAGGACUCCCAGCUGGUGGCGGGCGUUGCUUUCAAGAAGACCUUCUCCUACGCUGGGUUUGAGAUGCAGCCGAAGAAGUACGAGAACCCCAAGAUCGCCCUCCUGAAUGUGGAGCUUGAGCUUAAGGCUGAGAAGGAGAACGCUGAAGUGAGAGUGAAGUCUGUAGAGGAUUACCAAGCAAUUGUGGAUGCAGAGUGGAAUAUUCUCUAUGACAAGCUGGAGAAAAUCUACAAAUCCGGAGCCAAAGUUGUGCUGUCCAAGCUUCCCAUUGGAGAUGUGGCCACCCAGUUCUUUGCUGACAGGGACCUGUUCUGUGCUGGCAGAGUCCAGGAGGAGGACCUCAAGAGGACCAUGAUGGCUUGUGGUGGUUCCAUCCAGACCAGUGUGGGGGCUCUCACAGAUGACGUGCUGGGACAGUGCGCUCUCUUUGAGGAGGUCCAGGUUGGAGGGGAAAGGUAUAACUUUUUCAAAGGCUGCCCUAAGGCCAAGACAUGCACCAUUAUCCUGAGAGGAGGGGCUGAGCAGUUUAUGGAGGAGACAGAGCGGUCGCUGCACGAUGCCAUCAUGAUCGUCAGGAGAGCCAUCAAGAAUGAUUCUGUUGUGGCAGGAGGUGGUGCUAUUGAGAUGGAGCUGUCCAAGUACCUGCGGGACUAUUCCAGGACCAUCCCAGGCAAGCAGCAGCUGCUGAUCGGUGCCUACGCCAAAGCACUGGAGAUCAUCCCUCGCCAGCUCUGUGACAACGCUGGCUUCGAUGCCACCAACAUCCUCAACAAGCUGCGGGCCAAGCACGCCCAGGGCGGUAUGUGGUAUGGUGUGGAUGUGAACAACGAAGACAUCGCUGACAACUAUGAAGCCUGUGUCUGGGAGCCGUCCAUUGUCAGAAUCAACGCUCUCACUGCAGCCUCGGAGGCUGCCUGCCUCAUCCUGUCUGUCGAUGAAACCAUCAAGAACCCGCGCUCCACUAUGGACGGGCCCCCCGGAGGGCAAGGCAGAGGCAGAGGCCGCGGCAGGCCGCACGCCCACUAGAGGGUGCGUGUCGGCUGUUUCAGACAGUCGCAGGACGAGCCCGUAGAGUAGUUCUCGGGACAGUCUGGAAGGCAUGUUGCCCUCGUGCACCCCCCCACUCUCCCCCGCACUUCCGAGGCAGUCAUGUGACUGCCACUGUUUUUGGCACUGUUUAGAUGCAUUGACAUGCAAGCCUUAAAAUAAAUUUGUCUUCAGUUAUUUUGGUUUCUGUAUUUUGGAUUUUAGCACAUGUUAAAAGGUUUACUGUAGGGUUAAUAUAUGAAAAUGUUAACUAAAAUAAACCCUUUAAAAUAAACACUUUUUUUUUUUUUUUUUUUUUAUCAUUAUGCCCUGUUAAUUGCCCUAUUGACCAAAGCAAGUUAUUGUGGAGCAGUCUUUGUGACUCGCAGGGCUAGCUGGCUCACACUGGACCGUUUUCUAUAGCAGUUUCUGUUGCUGUAGUUGUACCGUUCUGGGACAGCAUGUUCAUCAGGUGGAUGUGGAGGUUUUCCUCUUCUAGCAUAUUCCAUCUUUACAGCUUUAGAUUCAGCAACUGCACCAUUUGUGGUAAUUACGUGGUGUUUGUGGAUCGUCUGCUCAUCCACUGGCUGAAUUGCAGAUUUGUGAACUGGAUGCCCAGUCUUGGAUACCCAGUCUUGCCUUGCUGUCUUUAUACAAGUCUAAAUAGACUGUCCCUCAAACAAACCAACCAUCAUAACCACUCUUGCAGUUUCGGGGGGGGGUAUUUCUGUGGAUGUUCUGCUGGUCACUUGGGUGUUUUGCCGUGAGCCACUUCUGUUUUUGUAACUAUUUAUUUUUUGUUUUGCAAAAAUGACAAGUAAACCCCAGUUGACAAAAGA